CGGUUGUCAGGGGUGAGAUCGUUAGGAAGCGGACAGAAGGCUGGCGGGGUUGAUGCAGACAAAGGCAGGCCCGAUGGAGAAGUUGCAGCAGUCACAAACUGACCCCAGUGCUGAGGACAAGAGUGCCACGCCCAGCCACGACCCAAGGCGCUUCACGUGCGGGGAGUGCGGCAAGAGCUUCAAGCAGCACUGCGACCUGAAGCGACACGGCAGGGUGCACAGCGGCGAGCGGCCGUACUGGUGCCCGGCCUGCGGCAAGCGCUUCAGCACCUCCUACAACUUGCUGAUCCACCAGCUGAUCCACAGCGGUGAGAAGCAGUACAAGUGCCGGGCUUGCGGCCGGGAGUUCGUGCAGCAGCACCACCUCGUCACCCACCAGCGCACCCACACGGGCGAGAAGCCCUACCCGUGCCCGGUGUGUGGCAAAGCCUUCCGCCAGUCCUCCACCAUGAUGGUGCACCGGCGAAUCCACGGCGAGGAGCGGCCCUACCGCUGCCCUGACUGUGCCAAGAGCUUCAAGACCUCGUCCAACCUGUCUAAGCACCGGCGCAUCCACACGGGCGAGCGGCGCUUCGUCUGCGAGGUGUGCUCCCGCCGCUUUCUGCACUCCCACCACCUGACCACGCACCGCCGCACCCACGUGGGCGAGCAGCCUGCCUCCUGCCCUCUCUGCGGCCAGCACUUCGGUGACCCAGAGCAGCUCCUGGCUCACCGCCGGGCGCACGCUGGCGAGCCUCCCUACAGCUGCGAGACCUGUGGCAAAGGCUUUGGCCAGCGCUCCACGCUGGUGCGCCACCGCCGCACGCAUACCGGCGAGAAGCCUUACGCCUGCCCCAUCUGCGCCAAGACGUUCCGGCAGACUUCCACCAUGCAGGUGCACUAUCGCACGCACUCUGAGGAUCGGCCGUACCGCUGCCUGCAGUGUGGCAAGGGCUUCAAGAGCGCCUCCAAUCUGAUCGGGCAUCAUCGUGUACACAGAAGGCUAGCACCAUCCCCAACUACAGAGGAUACAACUGCUUCUACCAUCAGCGCUGAUAUGUCACUCCAAACUCUCCGGUGACCUCUGGGAUAACACCUGAUGGUGUACCUGGUAGAGCUCUGAAAACCUGUGCCAACCAGCUGGCAGGAGCGUCCAUGGACAUCUUCAAUCUCUUAUUGCUGCACUGGGAAGUUCCACCUGCUUCAAAGGGGCAACAAUCAUACCAAUGCUCAAGAAGAGCAGAGUGAGCUGGUUAAAUGACUGUCCCCCAUAUCUACUGUGAUGAAAGUGCUGUGAGAGGUUGGUCACAGCUUGAAUCAAUUCCAGCCUAAGCAAGCACCUGGACCGGCUGCAAUUUGCCUAUCACCUUGGACUAACUGGACAAUAGUAGUACUUGAGUAAGGCACAAUCACACCCUCAGUUCUAAUCAACAGGCUCCAAAACCUAAGCUCCAAAAGUUUGCGUGCUUAGCCCACUGCUCUAAUCUCUCUGCACACAUAAUUGUGUGGCUGGCCACAGCUCAAAUGCUAUCUAUAAAUUUGCCAAUGACAUCAUUAGUUUUGGCAGAAUUUCAGAAGGUGACAAGAAGGCGUACAGAAAUGAUAUAGAUCAGCUGGUUUCUGAACAACAACCUUGCCCUCAAAGUCAAAAAGACCAAUUGAAAGUGGACUUCAGGAAGGGGAGGUCAAGGGAAUAUACACUGGAGCCCAUCGAGAGGUCAGCAGCGUCAACAUCUCUGAAGAUCUAUCCUGGGCCCAACAUAUUGGUGGAAUUACAAAGGCGGCACAACAAUGGCUAUUUUUCAUUAGGAGUUUGAGGUGAAUUUGGUAUGUCAUCAAAGACCCUCACAAAUUUCAAGGAGAGCAUUCUAACCAGUUGCACUACUGUCUGG
Messenger RNA from Mobula hypostoma (lesser devil ray), 1871 nucleotides. Its product is annotated as zinc finger protein 239-like. The transcript is spliced from 4 exons. The record is from RefSeq and is a predicted model, not a curated record. Gene Ontology annotation, biological process: embryo development; urogenital system development; regulation of transcription by RNA polymerase II. Gene Ontology annotation, cellular component: nucleus. NCBI's taxonomy places the organism in Eukaryota, Metazoa, Chordata, Chondrichthyes, Myliobatiformes, Myliobatidae. Bases 53 to 1060 code for a protein of 335 amino acids. Gene Ontology annotation, molecular function: DNA-binding transcription factor activity, RNA polymerase II-specific; RNA polymerase II cis-regulatory region sequence-specific DNA binding.